AUGGCACAUGCAGCGCAAGUAGGUCUACAAGACGCUACUUCCCCUAUCAUAGAAGAGCUUAUCACCUUUCAUGAUCACGCCCUCAUAAUCAUUUUCCUUAUCUGCUUCCUAGUCCUACGCUCAGGAAAUAGAAACCGUCUGAACUAUCCUGCCCGCCAUCAUCCUAGUCCUCAUCGCCCUCCCAUCCCUACGCAUCCUUUACAUAACAGACGAGGUCAACGAUCCCUCCCUUACCAUCAAAUCAAUUGGCCACCAAUGUACACCGACUACGGCGGACUAAUCUUCAACUCCUACAUACUUCCCCCAUUAUUCCUAGAACCAGGCGACCUGCGACUCCUUGACGUUGACAAUCGAGUAGUACUCCCGAUUGAAGCCCCCAUUCAUGCAAUUCCCGGACGUCUAAACCAAACCACUUUCACCGCUACACGACCGGGGGUAUACUACGGUCAAUGCUCUGAAAUCUGUGGAGCAAACCACAGUUUCAUGCCCAUCGUCCUAGAAUUAAUUCCCCUAAAAAUCUUUGAAAUAGGGCCCAUUAAGAGAACCAACACCUCUUUACAAACCAAAAUGAACGAAAAUCUGUUCGCUUCAUUCAUUGCCCCCACAAUCCUAGGCCUACCCGCCGCAGUACUGAUCAUUCUAUUUCCCCCUCUAUUGAUCCCCACCUCCAAAUAUCUCAUCAACAACCGACUAAUCACCACCCAACAAUGA
Molecule: messenger RNA, 711 nt
Organism: Oppiella nova
Lineage: Eukaryota; Metazoa; Arthropoda; Arachnida; Sarcoptiformes; Oppiidae
Source: the annotation of a GenBank genome assembly